Carya illinoinensis is the source of this 975-nucleotide messenger RNA. RefSeq lists its product as uncharacterized. The transcript has a single exon. Lineage: Eukaryota; Viridiplantae; Streptophyta; Magnoliopsida; Fagales; Juglandaceae. Bases 1 to 975 code for a protein of 324 amino acids. The record is from RefSeq and is a predicted model, not a curated record.
AUGUUCCUCUUUCCUUCAUUAUUGCCUGAUCUUGUUGACUCCACCUUCGACUACACCAUCGUUUCCUUCAUCACCGCCCUCCUCCUCCUCUCCCUCUUGUCCCUCUGCUUCAUUUUCUAUCUCCGGUUCAAGUCGCGCACUCUUCACCAUUUACAAAACUUCAAUUCUCUAUGGUCCGUGCGUUGCAUUCUUGUCUUGUUCAUCAUCUUUUGGGCUCUGAGCGAACUCUUUCGCAUACCCUUCUUUCAUCGACGUUUUCUUUUUUAUCUUUUCCAUUACCCUACCCCAUCCAAACAAGCCAACCUUUGCAAAAUACAGUUGGUUCUCUCCUUAGGGUUAUUCGAGCCUGCUUUCCUAAUAACCCUACUCUUCCUCGUUAACGUUUCGAUCAAGAAGAAAACCCCGUACAACAUAUGGGCCAUUCCUUUUGUCCUCGUUACAUGCUUGCCCAUGUUGACGUUACAAAUAAUCUGCGUGUUCUUUGCACCUUUGGAGACAAAAUUACCUGCCAUUUUCACGCAAAGCUCUGUUUUUUCCAAUCACGGUUUCGAUGACAGAACCCAAGUUCUGUGCGCAUACCCUUUGUUGAGUACAGUUGUGUUUGGUGCUUUUGGCAUCGGGUAUUCCCUAUGCUUCUUGUUUUCUUGUUGGAAGGUGGUAUCUUUAGUGAUCAAUAAGGGCUUGAGGAUUCGGAUCUAUGGGCUUGCUUGGACAGUUUUGGUAGCGUUGCAAGUGCAAAUUGUGGGUCUUGUCUUGUCCGUGUUUUGGAGACCUGAUGAGGAAGCCUAUGUUGCUGUGGCACUCCUUGUGUUUAUCGGCACAUUCUUGUGUGCCGCCGUGGGGGAGGGCAUUUUGGUAAUUAAACCAAUUGCUGACUCAUUGGCUGCCGGAGGAGACUGUUUCCGGUGGAGUCCUGUUGGCCAGUCACGGAGGGAGGGAGGUGAUCAAAAUUCGAUGGAAGAAGUACUUGUCUAG